Molecule: messenger RNA, 2401 nt
Organism: Theobroma cacao (cacao)
Lineage: Eukaryota; Viridiplantae; Streptophyta; Magnoliopsida; Malvales; Malvaceae
Product: Guanylate-binding family protein
Molecular function (GO): GTP binding; GTPase activity
Source: RefSeq, a predicted model, not a curated record
GAGGCGAGAAAAAAAAAAAAGAACUCCCCUCCACGGUGGCACGGAUCCCAUACUUUAUAUUCCAAAAUUCUUUCGCUGCACUUUUUUUUUCCCCUCUUUCUUCUUCUUCUUCCUUAUAGAUGCAGCAGAAAUCUCCUCCCACGCGCGUUCACGAUUCUUAGCGUACACCCAUCUGCAGGGUCUCCUUCGAUCCCAUUCUUGCCGUUAUCCUUUUUGUUUUUGGUUCUUUUUUCAAAUCCCAACCUCUUUCAUGUUUGCCUUAUUUGUACAGUUUCUUGUAUCUGCAUUUGGAAAAUAGCGAUCUUUGCUAACAAUGAAGAUUUCUUUUUGGGCCUUUGUUGUUUCGAUUCUUCUCCUCUUUUUGGCAUCUGGGUCUUUCUCAAUUGACAAUUUUCACCAACCGUUUCCUAUUGUGGAGCCCGAUCCUGGUCAUACAAAGCUACGUCUUUCGAGGGAAGGCUUGGAAGCCAUCAGCAGAAUAACUACCCCAAUUGCAGCUGUUGCUGUAAUUGGUCCCUACCGCUCUGGCAAAUCUUUUCUGCUAAAUCAACUUCUUUCGCUGUCUUGUUAUGAAGGAUUUGGUGUUGGACACAUGCGUGACACAAAAACAAAGGGGAUUUGGGUUUGGGGAACCCCACUAGAAUUGGAUAUUGAUGGAGUAAGAACUUCAGUUUUCUACCUUGAUACUGAGGGUUUUGAAAGUGUUGGGAAGUCAAAUGUAUAUGACGACAGGAUUUUUGCAUUGGCAACUGUUAUGAGUUCUGUACUAAUUUAUAACCUGCCUGAAACGAUCCGUGAAGCUGACAUAUCUAGGCUGUCAUUUGCUGUUGAGCUUGCUGAAGAAUUUUAUGGAAGAGUGAAGGGGCAAGAUGUUGCUUUUGAACCUGCAAAACUUUUGUGGCUCAUCCAGCGUGAUUUUCUGCAAGGGAAGUCUGUGCAAGAAAUGGUGAAUGAGGCACUUAGGCAUGUCCCUAACACUGAUGGGGACAAAAAUAUUGAUCAGGUUAACCAGAUCCGGGACUCCUUAGCUGUAAUGGGUGAUAACAGCACAGCAUUUAGCCUUCCACAACCUCAUCUCAUGAGAACAAAGCUUUGUGACCUGAAGGAUGGUGACCUUGAUCCCAUGUAUGUUAAGAAAAGAGAGGAAUUGAAAGAACUUGUUGCCAGUGUUAUACGUCCAAAGAUUGUGCAGGGCAAGCCUUUAAAUGGGAAGGAGUUUGUAUCAUUCCUGGAACAGAUACUUGAAGCUUUGAAUAAUGGGGAGAUCCCAUCCACAGGCUCUCUUGUGGAGGUUUUCAAUAAAGGUAUUCUUGAGCGAUGUUUGAAGCUAUACAGUGAAAGGAUGGGAAGAUUAGUUUUACCUAUGCCAGAUCAAUCCUUACAACAAAUACAUGAAAGGUCGCGAGAGGAAGCAAUGAAGGCUUUUGAUGAACAACAUUUUGGCCGUCACCAUGCAAAGAGAUCUGCCAAGCAACUGGAUGAAGAAAUAAAGGAGGUAUAUAAGAAUGUCAUUAUGGCGAAUGAAUAUCACUCCUCAAGGCUCUGUGAGGCACUGUAUACCAAAUGUGAGGACAAAAUGGACCAGCUUCAAGUUCUCAGACUUCCUUCCAUGGCAAAAUUUAAUGCAGGUUUCCUGCAAUGCAACCAAAGUUUUGAGCAGGAGUGCAUUGGGCCUUCAAAAACAAGCUACGAGCAACGCAUGAUGAAGAUGAUGGGAAAGUCACGUUCUCUGUUUAUCAAGGAAUACAAUCAGAGGCUCUUCAAUUGGUUGGUGGGCUUCUCCCUUGUCAUGGUGGUGGUUGGCCGGUUUAUCAUAAAGUUCAUAUUGAUUGAAAUGGCAGCAUGGAUACUCUUUAUCUUCUUAGAGACAUAUACGAGGAUGUUUUGGUCAGCGGAGUCGCUUUACUACAACCCGGUGUGGCAUUUUAUCGUAGCCACUUGGGAAACUCUUGUCUACGGUCCGAUCCUUGAUUUGGACAGAUGGGCUAUUCCCAUUGGUUGUAUAGCGGCAAUAUGGAUACUUUAUUGGCGGUGUUAUGGGAGAAGGAAACAUGGGUCGCGUUGGCUUUUACCUCUGUAUACUAGUCAUAAAGGUGGCUCAAACAGACCAAGAUCAGAUUAAUGGAGAGAUGGGUGUGGCAUUGGGUAUGCAGCUUUUGAUCAAUCAUCUUGGGCGAGCUUUUCCUUUUUUUUUUAACAUAUGAAAGCCCGCCGAUCAAUUUUUUGUUCAGGAUAGGUCCUCCAAUCUGAGAUUUGUCCAAGAAGGGAAGAAUCAGAAGAUGAUCAACCACCCACACUUAUAGUAUCACUAUCCUUAUACUGUACCAUUGUUACACAAAAUCAUUUGUAUUAAUAUAAUCUGAUUUGUUUCUAAUGCCAAUUAUUUAACACCUUCAGCUUU